AUGGAGUAUCCGAAUCGCAUAUUCGCCCAAAUGGGUGGUUUCUUGAACACUGAUAUGACCCUCUGGAAUGCCAUGAUUAGAGGCUAUGCGUAUAAUGGACCUUGUGAAAACUGCUUAUCACUGUUUGAUGAAAUGAUUAGGAGAGAUCUUAAGCCGAAUAAUUUCACGUACCCAUAUGUCUUAAGCUCUUGUUCUCAAAUGGGUUUGUUUAGUACAGGCCAGAAGGUGCAUUGCCGUAUAAUAAAGUCUGGGUUUGAGAGCGCUUUUUCUGUUGGGAAUGCUCUUUUUGAUUUUUAUGUUAAAAAGGUCGAGUAUUUGGAAGUGGGAUUGGCGAAAGAGGAGAGCUUGACUGAUGCUACGAGGAUUUUUUAUGAAAUGUGUGAGAAAACGGUGGAGUUGUGGAAUAAAAUGAUUGCAAAGUAUGUGAGUAUAGGAGAUGUGAAGAGUGCGAGAGAGCUGUUUGAUGAAAUGCCUGAUAGAGAUGUUGUUUCUUGGAAUACCAUGAUUUCUGUCUAUGCUAAGGCAAGGGAUGUGGCAAAUGCUAGAUAUCUGUUUGAGCGAAUGCCAGAGAAGAAUGUGGUGUCAUGGACUACUAUGCUUGGAGCAUAUGCUGCAGUAGGAGACAUCGGAAUGGCCCAGAAAUUUUUCAACAAAAUGCCCGACAAAAAUGUGGUUUCUUGGAAUUCUAUGAUGUCAAUUUACACCCGGAAAGGGGAAUUUCAGCAGGCACUAGAUCUCUUUGUCCAGAUGCAAUUAGAAGGUGUGCAGCCUGAUUCUUUCACCUUUGUUGCAGCUCUGUCAGCCUGUUCUAACCUAAGUAAUCUAGAAUCAGGGAAAUGGAUACAUUAUCUAAUAAGAGAUUGGCCUAGGAUGGGUGUCAUAGUAGGGACUGCACUUGUAGAAAUGUAUGCAAACUGUGGGGAUAUUGAUAAAAGUUUUACAACAUUUAUCAAAAUCGGGAACAAGGAUGUGUUCUGUUACAACGUUAUGAUAAAAUCUCUAGCCGUCCAUGGAAGAGCAGAAGAUGCAAUCAAGAUUUUUCAUCUAAUGCAGAAAAGAGGAUUGAUGCCAAACGACCACACUUAUUCGUGCGCCCUCUUUGCCUGUAGCCAUGGAGGUUUAGUAGAGGAAGGCCAAGAGAUUUUCAAAGCCGUGAAAACGCAUUUAAACAUUAAUCCAAAGCUUGAGCACUAUUGUUCUAUGAUUGAUCUACUCUGCAGAAAUGAUCAGCUAGAAAUAGCGGAAUCCUUGAUCAAAGAUAUGCAGGUAGAACCAGACAUUGCCAUCUGGGGAGCUUUAUUAGGUGGAUGCCGGGAAAGAGGUAAUCUUAAGUUGGCAGAGAAUAUUAUAAGUAAGGCCAUUGAGCUAAGAUCAGAAGAGUCUGGAGUUCAUGUGCUUUUAUCGAACAUUCAUGCCUCAAUGGGUCAGUGGUCAGAGGCGUUGCGUACAAGAAAAUUGAUGGAGGAGAAUAGGAUAUUGAAGAAAACAGGAAUCAGUAGUAUAAUUUGA
This is a messenger RNA of Sesamum indicum (sesame), 1509 nucleotides long. Its product is annotated as pentatricopeptide repeat-containing protein At2g29760, chloroplastic. Gene Ontology annotation, biological process: RNA modification. Lineage: Eukaryota; Viridiplantae; Streptophyta; Magnoliopsida; Lamiales; Pedaliaceae. Gene Ontology annotation, molecular function: RNA binding; protein binding. The record is from RefSeq and is a predicted model, not a curated record.